AUGCAAAGACACAGAGGUGAGUUAAGACGUGAAAGGGCCGACUCUCUUAGAACUCAAUUGUUAAAUAGACAGUUGCAUCACAAGAUACAAGAAAUUGCUCGUGAUGCUGAGGAGGAGGAUUUGGAUACCGAAAUGGCUAAUAAUUUGGUAUUUCAAUGCUUAUCGUUAGCAAAUAAUACUAGUUUUCUUAUCAAGGGGCUAUUGGAUUUUUCUAUUUUUGAUCCCAAAGAUAACUAUAGAUACAUCAAUAUCAGGUUACCCAUGGAAAGUCCAGCCGUGGCUCAUAAUCAAAAUAAAUUAUAUGCAUUGAGUUUCUUAUCACUUUUUAUGCUAUUUUUCCUUAUACCAUUUAUUUGGGUCAUUAUACCUUUAGUGACACUUUUAUUAUUGAUUGUUUUCCAACACCAAUGCUAUUCGAAGAAAGAAUUAAACAAUGAAGAACCAUUUUUCCCAGUGUUCAAAAAGAGACCUUUACAAAAAGAGGUAAUUUCUCAAGAGUACUCUGCAUUUCAAACUACUUUAGAUUUAACUGAUUUAAAAGAAAAACAUAAUGUUAUCUUGACUAAUACUUCGUUAAAUAACUUACAAAUUGGUGAUUUCAUCUAUUUGAAAAAAAAUGAUAUUGUCCCAACCGAUAUUUUAUUAUUAUAUUCCAAUGAAACAAAUUCUACUGCUAAUAUUCAAUUAAGCGACAAUACUUUUACAAAUAAAUUUACAAAUGACAAAUUCGUCAAUCUAUUAAGAACAAACACGGGCCUGGCAAAUAUUAAUUAUCAUCUACACUAUCACAAGCGUUCAGGUUAUUUGUUUGUGAAUUCUUCAAGCUCAUCUUCAACAUCGUCGUCUUAUUCACAAAAGAGUUAUUUGAAAGAUGAAAAUAUAAUUCAAAAAGGUUCCAUUAUAAAUUCAAAUGAAAUUAUUGGUUUAAUACUAGACACCUCAACUAUUCAAUCCAAUGUCUUUAAAAGGUCUUAUAAUAAAAUCCAUAAUACAUUAAUAAAGCCAUUGGAUUUUUCUUCAUCAUUUGCAACAUAUUAUGAAACAAUUCAAAAUACGUUUUCAAAGUCAUUACCAAUCCCUCAUUCAAAUAAUUUCACUAUUAAAAGAAAGAGAAGAAAAAUUAUUGCAUUCAUCUUUGCGUUUGGUUUCGUAAGAUUAAUUUUCAUUUAA
Messenger RNA from Henningerozyma blattae CBS 6284, 1170 nucleotides. RefSeq lists its product as uncharacterized. The transcript has a single exon. NCBI's taxonomy places the organism in Eukaryota, Fungi, Ascomycota, Saccharomycetes, Saccharomycetales, Saccharomycetaceae. The record is from RefSeq and is a predicted model, not a curated record. Bases 1 to 1170 code for a protein of 389 amino acids.